Messenger RNA from Trachymyrmex septentrionalis, 5241 nucleotides. It is a transcript of the gene mnb, whose product is annotated as serine/threonine-protein kinase minibrain. Bases 1268 to 3349 code for a protein of 693 amino acids. The transcript is spliced from 10 exons. Gene Ontology annotation, molecular function: protein serine/threonine/tyrosine kinase activity; transcription coactivator activity; ATP binding. Gene Ontology annotation, cellular component: nucleus. The record is from RefSeq and is a predicted model, not a curated record. NCBI's taxonomy places the organism in Eukaryota, Metazoa, Arthropoda, Insecta, Hymenoptera, Formicidae. Gene Ontology annotation, biological process: peptidyl-threonine phosphorylation; peptidyl-serine phosphorylation; positive regulation of DNA-templated transcription.
CCUACAAGGCGUUCACGCGUCAGCCGGGAACCCUGUAGAAGCCGAUCACGGCUGCGACGCGAGCUGGCGAGGAGGAGCGCUCGUCGGUGCGUGUCGGCGGUGGCGACGGCGACGGCAGCAGCGGCGGCGGCGGCGCGUGCUGCGAGGCCUGCGAGGACGAGUGGAUCGCCGCAUAGAGAGAGAGAGGCCGCACGAGUGUGACGGAACAAAGGAGGACGUAUUUCAGCUUGCGUGAGGGUAUCGUCGUCGUGUUGGCCCGCCGCCGGUGAAGCAUGGAGGCUGACGGUGACGCGAAGUGAGCGGGCCCUCUCGUUCUCCCCACUCCCUCCCUUUCGAAAUACGCACCUGCUGACAGACAGAAAACGAAGGCUGAACCCUCUGACUAUACAUAUAUUUAGAAAAAAGAAAAAAAACCGUAACGAAUCACCGCCAAAAGCUAGUAGAAUUUUAGUCAAAACGUGAGAGAGAGAGAGAGAGAGAGAGAGAGAGAGAGAGAGAGAGAGAGAGAGAGACGUGCAAAAUAAAUAUAUAUAUACAAUAUAUACGUAUAUGUGUAUAUAUAUAUAUUAUAGAACGAGAAAAAGAGGACGAGAGAAACGCAAGAUAUACAUACAUACUUAUAUAAAUAAAUAUAUAAAUAUAUAAAUAAGGAGAGGAAAGAGAGUGAUUCGUGAGCGUGCGUGUAAAUAAGAGCUAUUUUUCGUAUGAGAGCGAGAGAGACGCGCCCUGGCCGGAGAGAAGCGAGAAACGACAUGUUCGAAAGCAUCUUCGGACGAGGGAAGAUUUAGGCUGCUUCUCUUGAAGCCGAAUCGUCAAGUGGAAUAUAAGAGGAAGAAGAAGAAGAAGAGAAAGAAAAAGAGGACGAUCACAGUGGCGGCAGAAGAGAGCGAAAGGAUACGGUCGCGUCACGGUUGUUUGGACAUUGUUUCGAUGUUCUCCAGUCCGGAUCGCCGGUGUUUCUUCCCCCUACAGAGGAAUAGUCCCUCUCGCGGAGACUGAUCGAGCCGAUAUAUAUAUAUAUAUAUUUCGUGAAAGAAACCGCAGUGAAGGAGGCGAACAAGUGUCGAAGGUAAAGCGAAGAGUGAAAAAGAAAAAGUGGAAAAGAAGGAAGGAAGGAGAGGGAGAAAGAGAAAGAAAGAGAGCGCAAAGAGAGGAAGGAAAUAUAGAGAGCGAUCGUGUGGCAUCGAGAGGGCUGGCUCCAUGUUGUGAGCGUCUGAGGACUGCCGAGGGCAGCAGCGAAAGGGCGGAGUAGGGUGCCGCCGCCGUUAUGGAGUACGGUGGCGGGGGCGGUGGGACACGCGGGGGUGUCCAGCCACCCUCCGCGGGGGCGAGGGGCAUCGCCGGCACCGACACUACCGACGCUGCGUGGCACAAACACGAACAAAUGAUGCUCAUGGAGUCCAGGCACAAGCAACAAUUGAGCGGGAGGACGGGGACCGGCGGUGCGCCCCUUUACGGGCGCCUGGUGGCCGAGGAGCCCAUGCCCUCCGCGGUAUGCGGUGGAGCCGGUGCCGCGGGUGGCGGGGCUGCCGGCGGGGUUCCGCAGGAGACCCCCUCGGACAUUCACGCCAUGCAGGCCAGGAUACCCCACAGGUUUCGCGAUCCAGCGACGGCGCCCCUCAGGAAACUCAGCGUCGACCUCAUCAAGACCUACAAGCACAUCAACGAGGUUUACUAUGCGAAGAAGAAGAGAAGAGCACAGCAGAUGCAAGGGGAAGAUGGUUCGCAUAAGAAGGAGAGGAAACUCUACAACGAUGGCUGGGAUGACGAUAAUCACGAUUAUAUCAUCAAGAAUGGGGAAAAGUUCCUCGAUCGAUACGAGAUCGAUUCUUUAAUAGGUAAAGGCAGUUUUGGCCAAGUAGUGAAAGCAUUUGACCACGAAGAGCAAACGCAAGUGGCAAUAAAAAUCAUCAAGAACAAGAAGCCUUUUCUUAAUCAAGCGCAAAUCGAAGUUAGGCUAUUGGAAAUGAUGAACAGAGCGGAUACCGACAACAAGUAUUAUAUAGUUAAACUGAAGAGGCAUUUUAUGUGGCGAAAUCACUUAUGUCUGGUAUUCGAACUGCUAUCGUAUAAUCUAUAUGACCUACUUAGAAAUACGAAUUUCCGAGGAGUGUCAUUGAACUUGACAAGAAAGUUUGCACAGCAACUGUGUACUGCCCUCUUGUUCCUGUCUACGCCGGAAUUGAACAUCAUUCACUGUGAUCUGAAACCUGAAAACAUCCUUUUGUGCAAUCCCAAACGAAGUGCGAUAAAAAUAGUCGACUUCGGUAGCUCGUGUCAACUUGGACAAAGAAUAUAUCAGUAUAUCCAGUCCAGGUUCUACAGAUCUCCGGAAGUCUUGUUAGGAAUACCUUAUGACCUCGCGAUAGACAUGUGGAGUCUGGGAUGUAUUUUAGUAGAAAUGCACACGGGAGAACCUCUGUUUAGUGGGGCCAACGAGGUCGAUCAAAUGAACAAAAUCGUAGAAGUACUAGGAAUGCCGCCGAAACAUAUACUGGACCAAGCGCACAAGGCGCGGAAGUACUUUGACAAAGUCUCCACGGAUGGCUCGUACGUGCUGAAAAAGUCCAAGGAUGGUAAAAAAUACAAACCUCCCGGCACGAGGCGCUUACACGAUAUUUUAGGUGUCGAAAGCGGUGGCCCAGGCGGCAGGAGAAUGGGGGAACCGGGCCAUUCGAUGUCCGAUUAUCUCAAGUUUAAGGACCUAAUUGUACGGAUGUUGGAUUUCGAUCCGAAGACACGGGUAACGCCGUAUUACGCACUUCAGCACAACUUCUUUAAGAGGACAGCCGAUGAGGGGACCAACACGAAUGUCGCUGCUGCUAAUAGCGCGAGCACGAGUCCGGCAGUGGUGUCGAUGAGCCAGGAUCAUGGACUGGUAACCAUGUCGGGACAGGGCAGCAGCAGCAGUAGCGGCGGCGGCAGUCUGCAGCAGAUGCAAGCAUCAAGUCUCCCUGGUGGUGGCUACCAGCCCAUGGACUGUGAGUCCUCGCCCCGUCACACGGGCAGUCGGCGUGCCAUAACAACGGGCUACCCAUCAACGUCGGCCACUGGGGUGCCCGCGUCCGCCCCGAUGUCCAUGCAAUCCAUGGACAGCUCCCUGAUACAGAGCUCUCUUGGAUCGUACAAUAGCCUAAUUAUUCCUGGUAUACCCCAUCUGCCUGCGAUGAUGACCUCACCAAUGAUUCAGCAGCAGAACUUCUACAACUACGGCUACUCGUCUACUGAUACACACGGUAUAGUCAGACAGCCGUCAACGGUGUCGUCCGGUAACCAGAGAGAUCCAGAGAGAGAAGAUAGCCCAAUGGUCGGGGUAUGCGUCCAACAGAGCCCAGUCGCUAUCCACUAAAGUAGCAGAAGGGCAACUGACGGUGGACAAUACAGCUUGUCGCGAACGCAAAACCGUGAAGAAAAUGAGUAGCUAAUUUACGGAGACGGCAUGCCUUGAAUGAUGUUAUCGUGGCAUUGACGAGAAAACGGUAAAAGAACGGAAAAAUGGCAUGUAAACAUCUUGAAAGUCGUUCCCCGAUGCUGCUUUCUCAUCACAGAGUUAAAAAGGAAACAAGAAGAAAAAAAAUCACGGUAUCGCGAUUAGCCUCAACUUCGGCAGUGGAUUCAAGAAAUUUUUCGGACACGUUGGUUUGGCUGAACAAUUCUGAAAAAAUAUAAAUGAAAAAUUUCCCGGAAAAUCCAAUAAAUAACCACAAGUCACAAAGCCCAAAUCUCUCUGUAUAUCAAGAGAUCAUAGAAACGAAAAAAAAAAUAUAUCCUAAGCUCGGCGGCGUUAACGACUGUAUGAGAAAUCCAACGAGUAGAAGAGAAUGCGAUGGAAGGAAAAAGAGAGGAAGGAGUGAGAGGAAAUCUCUAUUUCUGUUAUGUUGCUGAAUUUUCAUAUUUUUUAUCAAGCUGACUGGUCCUAUGUUGAAAGUGGAUAUAUGUGUCUAACACGGAAGAUUGACGAAAGCUUCGAGCAUGGACAGACAGUAAUGGUCUAGUGAGGAUGAACCCAGCUGGCCUCUCGGGUCCUGCCCGAUUUCCACAGACACUCUUAGCAGUUUUUAGCAAAAACGGCUAAGCGGAAAACUUUCGGCAACCAAACUGUGUGGCCUAGAGAGCGAAAAAGUGAUAAUUACUUAUUAUUACCGCGUAAAAAAAGAAGGAAAAGUAAGAAUUACCAAUGUAAGCAUGUACUCAAAUAGAGUUUUAUACACAAUGUCACGAAUGUAAACGGUUUAGCAAGUACUUGCGAGCAAACAGUCGCGUCGACUGCUAGUUAUUUGUACAAUACACUUAGGUGAAUGAUAAGAGUGCAGCUUUAGGGUUUAGCUUUUAAGUGUGAGGAGAUAAAACACACACAAACAUUGUAAACUCGAAUCUUUUAUUUACUUUAAUGGAAGACAAGGAUGUUGCAAACGUCAGUUUGUUGUUGAACAAGGACUUUAAACAAACGAGGUUUGCGCGGCUUAACAACAAUACAUAUUUAUACAUUAAAAAAGCAGUAAUAAGAAAGUUAAAAAGCAGCAUACACGUAAGAUCGAGAUCAAGAAUGGUAUAAUCAUACAAAGAACUUAGAUACUUUAUAAUAAACAAUACGCGCAUACUCGCAUACACAUGUUUCCAACGCCAAUCGUCAUUGAUUUUUGCCGUUUUGCCCCGAUGGUCGCUGCGCUUAUGCCAUUCGCACCAAUCGUAAUGUAGCCUCUUUAUUUAUAUAGAAGACUCUACUUUUUUUUUAUUCGGCCAAAUUUUUUAAAUCUCGAUUAAAAAAUGUGAUUGUUUUUUAUCAUUUAUGUAUUGUAAGACUAGAUGACGAACAAAAAUAGAAACUAAUAAUUUCUUUCUUAUUACCAUCACAAUUAUAUUUUGUCAUGAAACUACCAAUUGUAAGUGUAGUAUAGUACCUGAAGGCAGACCAUGAAAAAAUGCAACCAUAAUCCCUAUACCACCCAGAUGUUACAAAAGAAAAAAAAAAUAUGACUAAUAGAAAAUAAUAAUGAUAUAUGCUGUAAAGAGAAAGAAAUCUUAAAGAAUUAUACAUGUUGCUUUUCUGUAAUCACGAUAGCAAAAUAUGGAAAUACCAAGUCUGUUUAUAAGGUAUAUUUUAUAUAUUUGCGGCUUUUUAUACUCUUCCAUACAAAAGAAGAUGACACAUGAACGGAGACUUUAAGAUUUGAAGAAUAAUUUAUCUGUAUUAUGUCAUUUAAUAUAUUAUAUAUAGGGCAAUGGUGUGUAAUAAAUUUU